Symbiodinium natans is the source of this 6144-nucleotide messenger RNA. The record is from the annotation of a GenBank genome assembly. NCBI's taxonomy places the organism in Eukaryota, Dinophyceae, Suessiales, Symbiodiniaceae.
AUGGCGCAUGCGGGCGCAUCGCGACGUACCCGAACCGGUGGAGCCGCGUGGAUUUGGAUUUCUCUAUGCGUUGCCGGUUUUCUUGAGAAUGCACAUGGGUUUGAGCUGUGCCAAAGCUUCAAGGGGCACCGUCUGUGGACCCCAAGCCAGCCAAACUCAAGCUUGCUGACAGCUGGGACAACGAGGGCAACCACUCACACGUGCACAGCCGCCGAAGUCCCUAUCACCAGCUGUGGAGAUUCGGGCUGUGACACCACUUGUUGCCCAGCAGCAGAACUCUGGUGCGCCGGUUGCGGCAAUGGUUCUCAGCACGGCUGUGACCAGUGCUCAGGCGGCUUCAUCAACGUAGGCGGUUCGAGCGAUUCCAGGGACACCCGCUGUGAAGCCUGCAUGGACACACCAGCCUGGAUAAACAAAGAUGGCAAGACAUGCGUGCAGUUGGAGAAAGCAGAGUGCACGGACGAGGACUUCCAUUUUCUCUCUUCAAACAUGGCUUGCUGUCAGUGUGGAGGGGGGCAUCGCCAAGCAACCUCUUUCGCGUACUUCACGCCAACUUUGGUCCUGGGUCAAGAUGCCAGCGUCACAGGACCUUUGGGCAGGCCCAUUCCCCGAACGGCAAGCCACUACUCGAUCGAUCAGGCCUGCCCGCUUCUGGACUACAACCUGACCUUGAACGCCACAACGGGCGAAGUAGAGCUCGCGAAGGACUGUUCGCGAGUUGGCUGCGGUUCCUCCGAGCCGUUCACUCUUCACUGCACCGUCACGGCCCAUCAGAACGAAGAGCUGAACUUCACCGCCGCGCUCGAUGUGCGCGCAGAGAGGCUCGUCUACGGUGACGACAACGUCCUAUUCGUGCCGAUCGAGUCAGAUAAGUCAGGUGAGUCCGGGGAAUUAUCUUUCUCUCCGAGUGCAAGCAUGAAUCUUAGCGGCGGUGUUUUCUCCAUGAACUGUCUUCCGUCUGAAGACACCCCAUGGCUGAUCCUCGAUGAUGCAACAGGAGUCAUCACCAUCUUGCCAGAACAGGUGAAAAACAAUACUUAUGGCCUCACUGACAUACGUGAACCAAGUGUUGGUCUUUCGCAAGGAAAGGGGAUGAAGUGCCGCGUCCUUUGGGAGAAGAUGCAGUCUGAGAUGCCUGAGAAGGUUUCCGUUUGGCUUCUCAUCCUAAUGCCAGAACCUUGGGCUGGUGUGUCUUGGAGCAGGUCGACAAUUCAGCAGACCAUAGGCGUUGCUUCGCCCCCAACAAUUCCGAUGGACUCUCUUCCAAGGGCAUGGAGCUUGCCUCCCACCAGCUUCACCGCAGCAUGUCCAUCUGACAACACUGAUGUCGCCUUCAAGUUCGAUGUGUUGACAGGCCAAGCCACACUCGAUGGUCAUGAGGCAUUCGUGUUGGAUACCUCCACUGGCAUCUUGGUCUCGCGUGCAAAUUCGAGUUUGUCUUACGUGUUUGAUAGAGAUAGCACACAGCGCAGAAGCCUGUCAUUGAAUUGUACAGUGUUCGGCCAUUACGACUGGAGAGUCGGCCAUCGAAUUACGGUGAGCGGACGGAUAUCCAUUGAGCUACUUGAUGACACCUGCUGGAAGCCAUUGGCGUCGAGCGAGUGGCAGAUUUCAGAGCAGGUGGAUGCCAACUCUUCCAGCAAGUGCAAAUCUGCCUGCCGGAGCAUGGCGAACUGCUCGCACUACAGGUUCAACGAGACCGCUGGGACCUCCAGCUGUCUGUUCUUGCGGGCUCGCUGUCUAAGCGGCUAUAGCACAUGUGUGGACCAUGGAGUUGUGACAGAGAAGAUCCCCCGAUGUUCUGAGCGCGAGACCUGCAUCAACUUCAACAACCCCGCCAACCAGUUCUAUGCCGGUGUCUAUUGUCCAGCCGGCGUUGACAGCCAGAGUGAUGUGGUCUAUCUGGCCACGGGGGUCACGCAGCAGGACGCUCAGUACCUGGCUUCUUACAACGCUCGUUCAGGAGUGGAUGGAAUCAGUUGCGAGCACGGAGACUUCAUGCUGCGGCGUCCGGACCCCUCCACCGAUUUCGCUGACCCAGAUGUGAACAACUCCCGAGUAGAGUUGCAUGGGGAGAGUCUGGCUUGCGUUCGGCCUGAAGGGGGUGGAGAUUUCAUCUCGGCCAUCUUUGACAACGGCAAGCAGCAGGUGUCGUUUGUGAACAACAAGACGUUCGUGGGGGAGAACUCCGCGGACCUGUACGUUGAGCUCCACAACCCAGACUGCGCAGAGCCCAACCUGACAGCCCUCUCCCCUGAUGGUGAUCCUGGAGCCGAAGAGCCAACUCUUGCAAUCGUCGUGGAUGAUCUCUCGACACUCGAGCCUGCCGACCUCUCUUUGCAUCCGUGCGAAUGCCUUCCGCCUGGCUGGGGCGAGGAGGAGGAGAGCCCGUUUGGCCCGAGCAUGAGUGAUAAAGUCUUGAUCGUGCACGGGUCGUUUUCCUGCAGCCAAGAUGGACUGUUGUCCGUCCUGCAGCUGGAUGUGCGGGAGCCGCCAUUCCAGCUGUGCGAAGCAGCAUGUCGUCUGAACACAUCCUGCGCCUUCUUCUGGGCAGGCGCAGGAAUGUCAGGGCCCUCUCAGUGCAAACUGUACAGCCGUUGCAACCUCCUGGUCCGAGAAAUGGGCUCAGAGGGCGAGCUGUAUGGCUGGGCUCCCAGAACGUCGCUUUGCAAGAAGUCUGACCCGGAGGCCUGCUGGACCAGCACAGUGCGCCGGUCCAUGCUCAGCGCAACGGCCCUGAGCCCACAGAGGACAGCGGGCUCCGAGUCCCCGGAGCCAUUAUUUGUCGCAGGCGCUUUCAACAACCGGACCGAGGCAGAGGCCGGGUGCACGGCAGCCGGGCGCUGGCUCUGCAGCUCCUUCGACCUCCGCGUCGCGAGGGCCCGCCCUGUCGACAAUGCCAAGACGGCUUUUCUGCAGGACGUUUGUGGGACUCAAGAUGCCGACGGCUUCCACCAGACCGACUGCGGAUCGCAGAUGGGCGCCUUUUGCUGCGCCCAUUGCGGGCUUCGUGUGCAGAUCGAGCCGGAAGAGCCAAGAUGCCCCAGUCAUCACCCGUGGGCCUACCGCCCAAAGAUGAACUUCGACUCGUGCUGUGCAUCGGAGCACGGGGCAGAAAGCGGCCUCUACAACUCCGGCCUGUAUGAGGGGCGUUCGGACUCCUGCCUUGGUUUCCAUUACACGGAGUGCCCAGGAUCCGGCUGCGCUGACUACAGGAGGACUCUCACGCUCAGCUCGGGCUCCUACGCGACCCUCGCCGAGAUCGGAGGGCACGUCCUUUCCCUCGAACUGCUUGGUGGGCCGCUGUGCUCAGCGACCCUCUAUCAAGGUCAGGGCUUCACAGGCAUGGCGCAGUCACUUUCGCCAGGAACGUCAAUGGAUGCCUCCGCACUUUCCGCACUUGAUUUCCAGGUUUCGUCGGUACAGGUGCUGGAUGACCGGGCCUGUGAAGUCGCGCCGCCGCUUCGGCGGCCCAGCGGUCGGCCCUUAACGGAGUGCAGAGCAAGCGGCUGUGCAGAUGCCGCCAAGCAAGGCACGGCGUGGCAGUGCUACUUGCCUGAAAAGCAGCCUGGCGGCCGGUGCUUGUUCCAAGACUUGCUGGAGCUUUGCGACUGGAAGCUCCUCCUUGGCGGCGUCGGUGUUGAGACAUGUGGUACAUGCGAUUAUUCUCUUUCAAACUCCCACUACUGGCAGCACAAGAAGCCUUUGAAAGGCGUCUUCAAAGCCGGUGCAACAUUGGAGCUGUCCUGCUGGCAUGAAUUCUAUGCAGCUGUUCCGAGAGAAGGACUUUUCGGACAGAUUCAUGGGGAGCGCAGCCAGCUCACCUGCUCUGGGGGAGAUUGGGUGGCAGCAUCCAGCUUUGCUUGUGCAGCCUGCGUGCAGCUGGUGCGUGCUCCGUACGCAGACUUGCAGAAAGCAGAGAAGCAAGAGCUGUACUUCGUCAGGCGGCACGAGCACCAGGUGCUGGUCGACUUGAAGGCGCCACGAAUGAUUGAUCAGACGGGCCAGCUCGUCGAGGCCACAAUCAACCCCAAGGAGUGGGCGGGCAGCCUCCGAGUCCAUGGUCAAGAUGGAAGAGUCUGGACGACCUCUGAUGCAGGCUUCCACAUGUCGCCCCGGAACGCCGACGAUUCUGCCCAGCUCUUCCAUGCAAGCAAAACGGGCAAAGCCGACGAUGCCGGUGUGGUCUUUGCUUCUCUCCAGACCAAAUGCGUCACGGCCGGCGGGGCCAGCUUUACUGCCGCAGACAAGCUUGUGUCAGGAGAUUGCGUGGCCAAUUCAAGGCAGAGGUGGUGCGCCAGCCCAGAUGGAUUUCUAAGCGCAUCUGGAGUCUGCAUUGACGCCUUUGCCAAAUUGUCCCUUUGUCCCUGGAACAGGGCGGGCACUUUCAUGACUGAGGCCGUGCGGGUUGCAAGCCCGCGGGCCAUGAGCGCACCAUCCGGCGACAACAUCAUCCUGGACCCAGGCUAUUCAGAUCAGGGUUCUGACUUGGAACCGGACUACGCGGCGCAGCUUUGCAUUAAAGCCGCGAGGCGAAACCGCACAAGUGCGGUCUCUGAGCUUUCGGGUUCUCCAUAUUAUUGGCAGCAGGUAAGCCCGUACAACCCAUGCGAAGAUGAAAACAUCCUCAACACGACGGAGGAUGCUGAAGACAAGAACAAUACGGCGCUCUAUGCCAAGGAUUGGCAAGAUUGCCGGGAUAAAUGUGAGAAGCUUCCGCAUUGCAGAGGCUACAGUUUCAGGGCCUGGCGUGGAGAAGACACGUGCAUACCGUGCCCUCCGGAUGGUGGAUCAUGCUAUGAACACAAAUGUUGUGAGACAUGGAGCUGCAGCCCCUAUGUAGGCAUUGAUUAUUGCUGGCCGAGAGACUGGUGUUGUUUUUCCCACCCCAACGGCUGUUCGGGGUGGGCAACACCGGAACCAAAAUGGAAAUGCACAUUUCAUUCCAAGUUUCCCGAAGUGGGUCCGUCUUUUAGUGAUGGUGUGGCGUACAAUUCCUUCUGCUGGGGAGCAGAAACAACGACCACUACUACAACCACAACGACGACUACCACAAUUUAUGAGCCAGAUGUCCUUGUUGGCUUCGAGAUGGUGUUGGUGCCUGGUUCCAGUUACUCAGGUAAGUGCAGUGGGGCGGGGAUCGACGCUGACUGCGGGACAGGCGAGGGAAUCUCAUGUGUGGCUAGGUGCGCUCUCCACUGCUGGCAGCAGCAGCAGUGCGGAGGGUUCUCUCUCAAUUACCAACCCACUCGCAACCUCAUGCCACGGGGGAUCUAUGCCUGCACAUUCUACGCAGAAGUCAGCGACCCCAGCCCCGAUUCCAAUGAUGACGGGUCUAAGUGCUAUCGCAAGUUGCAGCAACAGGAGUCGCAGCUUUGCCAAGUUCCAGCGGAGAGAGCUGGUCCUGGAGGCUUCUUGCCAGAGGUUCCAGAUCCCAGCAGUGGACACAUCUGGCGACUUCGAUCUUCUGAGAGGCGCUCUCAGUGCUUGGAGGUGUCAACGAACUCCUUUGUUACUGUGCCCUGUUCUCCGCAACAGGGGAGGCAAGAGUUCGACACUGCGCAGAUCACUGCAACAAUGCUUUCGGACCUGACGAACAGUUUGAUGACGCGGGUGGGAGAAUCAGAGUCCAACGGCCAACAGACGUGGCUGCACUUGCUGGAUGUGACAGCGAAUGUCGACUGCGGCGACUUCCCUUUGAAAGUGUUGACAUUCCCGACGGAUGAAGCAACUUCCGUUGGAACAGUAUGCUCCAUUGCUGCAGCUUUGGGACGGCCAAGGUCUGUGGAGGGCAAGAUAGCUUUGGACAAAAACAUUUUGACAAGCAUGCAGCCCUUCGGCUGCAACAGCAGUGAGUUGCUCACGUCGAUGAAGAAGGAGCGUGGUACAUUAAAGAUGACCUACGCGUGCUCGGCAAUGGCCGGCAUGGGAGAAUGCAUGGACUACUACACGCCGCAAGUGGAUGAAGCCCAUCAAUUGAGCCGAGCACGGAUGAAUUGCAGUGCAUCGCAGGGCCUACAGAAGGCCAUUCCAGAAAUGUCCAGCGCGGGAGAUUGGUUGCGCUUCCGGUACACCUGUUGUGCAAUCAGCGCUAUUCCAAUGGCAGUGACGCCAUCCGGACACGUGACUGCCGGUCUGUCUUGA